Molecule: messenger RNA, 644 nt
Organism: Papilio machaon (common yellow swallowtail)
Lineage: Eukaryota; Metazoa; Arthropoda; Insecta; Lepidoptera; Papilionidae
Exons: 5
Coding region: 108-644 (178 amino acids)
Source: RefSeq, a predicted model, not a curated record
UUAUUCAUAAUGAUAUCUGAGUCGAUACGCGAUCGCUACCUUUUGCGCCUCUUUGUUAAAAACCCACUAUUAUUUUGGACUUUAUUGUUGGUUGUAAACGAAUAAAAAUGUUUUUAUUAUUUUUGCUAUAUUUCUUUGUUGCCGUCACAGCGUCCGUGAUAUUCGAGGACUGCGGGUCAGCGUACGAGUUACACGAUGUGAAUAUAAAUGGAUGCGGUAGACGACUGCCCUGCUACAUCACUCUCGGCGAUCAUGUUCCCGUUACGAUGCAUUUUGUUUCUGAGUUCGAGUCGCGUAAGCUGGAUCAAGAUGUAUUAUUAAAUAUCAACUUUAUAACUCUAAGAACGAAUGCUACACCAGAGCCGUGUGCCACUGUACAUUGCCCAGUAAGGUCAGAUGCUGUGACGUCGUACACCAGUGUGAUGACAGUACCGACUAAUGUAGCUGCGAAUCGACGCGGCUACUUGCAGUGGCGAGUGUACAAUGAUGAAGAUAGAUUAGUUUUGUGCUAUUCAGUAUUAGUACAAACACAAACCCAAUUACAAAAGCACUUUCGCAGUAUCAAUAUUGAACCGAGAUAUAAUAUAUUAUCUACGGAUAUUAAUGAUUUUUUUGAUUAUAAUUGGAAUGCAACACGUACAUAA